AUGGAGCCCGAGAGUCACAGGGAGUUCAUGUCCAGGAUCGUUCGUGUGAUACAAGAGAACGGCGACGCGUUGGAUAUGAUCAACGAGAAUGUGGAGGAAGAAACGAAGAUGUUGGACAUGUUCAUUACUCACUACAACAGCGUGUAUGACUUCAGUAGCCUCCUGGGAGUGCGAAGCUCGAACCCUGACAUGGCAGGUGUUCUCAGACGUCCGUGCACCCAAGAUAGCGUCUUCUUACAGCUGCUACAGCAUCUGCUGGAGAUGAGAUUCCUGGAGGGGAGAUGGCAACAGCUGCCGUCAGGCAAUCACAGAUUGGUGGUAAUGCAGAGCAUUCGGAUCCUGACUCGAGAUAAAGCUCUUCAGAGACGAUUCUUGAUGAGAGGAGGAGGGGAGGAGCUCGUUGCUAUCUUUGAAGAGGAAGGGAACAAGCACUACAGCGAGCUGCUCGAUCAGGCGUCAGUAGCUCAGAGCCUCCCGCCAUUGACGCACAUCGCCAGCAUGUUGAGCAAGCUGGAGGCGGACUGGAUCAUCCAGUGCCGCAAGACCAUGUGCUACCUCUUGUCCACAGCUGAGAGGUUCCUGCUGCAGAGCGUGCUGAUGGCGCUGCAGAAGCUGAGCCGAAGCACGGCCAUCCUCUCUCAGGACAUCCAGGGGAUCCUUCUCCUUCCCACCGGCGACGGGCUGACUGCAGGGCAGAAGCUGCUCGAGCUGCUGGACUCGGACAAGAUGAAGAUGGAAUACCGCGAGCUGGUUGCGGACAUCCUGUACAACCUCUGCCAGAUCGAGGAGAACAAGAUCACCCUGGUGAACCUCGAGUCGAUCCGCAUAUUCCUCAGUAUGGUUCAGAGCUCUGAGGACAGCAUUCUUCUGUAUGGCCUCCGCUUGCUUGAGCGGACGGUGACGCAAGAUUCUGUGAGGCAGAUCAGACUGUUGGGAGGGAUCAACAUAGUUCUGAACAUUCUCGGACGGGUGGGAGACUUUCAGAGCAAGAUGGUGGGGAGGGACGACAUUUUGAUCGCUGGAUGCUCGCUCCUCAGUGAGCUGGCGUUCGAUGAUGAGAACUCUUGUCACAUUCGACAGUCCAACGGAAUUUUCAUCCUCACCAAAGUUCUUCUCAUGGAGUGCGAGAAUGCAAAGAAGGUUCCUGCGGGAGAGGAUGGAACACGAGCUUCAGACCCGAUGCAUGAGACGCAAGUCCUCGCGGUCGCUGCCCACGCAGUCAAGUCGAUCUUUGAGAGGUUCAUCGAGAUUGGACAAUACCAGCGGGACCUGGAGAAGUGCCGCUCACCUCCUGCUCUUCAGGCCAUCGGCGAGAUGCGGUCGGACAUGGAGAGCGACAAGAGGAUAAGAGACUACUUGCUCGUGGGUGACUCAAUCGGAAAAGGAGCUUUCGGAACCAUCUGGCGAGCUAGGCUGGCAGGAGGAGGAGGAGCAGACGGACCAGUCUACUACGCGCUCAAGGAAAUCCCCAUCGACGCUGAUGUCCAACUCGAGAAAGACACGCACAGAGAGGUGUCGCUCUUGCAGCAGAUGAGUCAUCCCAACAUCGUCAAGUACGUCGACUCGUUCACGGACAGAUCGAUCAGUGGAAGUGAUCGAGGGCUGUACAUUGUGAUGGAACUAGUGGAAGGAUCAAGUUUGAUGGAGCUAAUUAACAGUCAUUCGGGGAAGAAUCAAAGAAUUCCAGAGAGGAAUAUCAGAGACUUGCUCAUACAGAUAUGUCAUGGGCUCUACUACAUCCACAAGAAGAAGAACAUUACACACAGUCAAAAACACACGGAGAUCAGCGUCAUGUCCUCUGUGGUCGGAACCCUCACCUACUCCUGCCCUGAGAUCAUCGAGAGGAGACCGUACACGGAGAAGGCGGAUAUCUGGUCACUGGGUGUCAUUCUGUAUCAGAUGAUAUGCUUGAAAGCUCCUUUCUCGGAGAACAAUCCUUUACAGACUGCGGCAAACAUAGUGGAAGGACGGUUUGAACCAAUCAAUGACCCGACGAAGGAAUACUCUGACGAACUCAAGGAGCUCGUAAAAACGAUGAUGAAUCCAGACACAGCAGCUCGUCCAGACAUCAUCGAGAUCAUGAUGCAGAUUAAUUGUUGGGACAGAAACGACCUAAUGAAGUAUGAUCUUCAGAUUGACAAGGAGAGAUAUGAAGCGCUGCUCAAAAGUCAGGUGCAAACCCGCGACACCUACCGCAGACGCCAGCGAUCACUCCUAGAGUCUCAGGACAAGGUAGAUUGCGACUGUCAGCAGAGGCCUUUGGACUGGAAAAACCUCCCGGCCUGGCGUGUCCUCAAGCUUGCGCGGGAUGCAGUGCCAGCAGCCAACGUGAAGGAGAUUGAUCCCGCAAGUCAGAUGUUGAAUCAGCUCCACAAGAUUGUGUUUGUCACGCAACUACCUCCGGACAUGAGCGAGGGUCAGGCUGGGCUGCCAUAUGCAAAACUUCUUUACAUGAGGAGCUGUAUCGAGAAAUACAAGAGAGCGCUGUUCAAUCGAGCUGGGCAGGGUUUGAAUCUCAAAGAGGAGCUAAAGAAGUUUUUGAACAACAGAGAAGAAUACAUCCCAGUUGAUUUCUCUGGAGCUGAGAUCAGCAGACCGUCUGCGACUGAUCCGACUUUGAGUCCAGAUGGAAAGCAGUUCAGGUGGGGAGGAAAGCUAACGUAUCAUGAGAUGUGCAACAUGUUGGAAACCCUUCUUCAAGCGAACAAUUACUAUGAGUCUGAGGAUUGGACUUUGAACUGA
Guillardia theta CCMP2712 is the source of this 2742-nucleotide messenger RNA. RefSeq lists its product as hypothetical. The transcript has 26 exons. Bases 1 to 2742 code for a protein of 913 amino acids. Gene Ontology annotation, molecular function: protein kinase activity; ATP binding. Gene Ontology annotation, biological process: protein phosphorylation. Lineage: Eukaryota; Cryptophyceae; Pyrenomonadales; Geminigeraceae. The record is from RefSeq and is a predicted model, not a curated record.